AAAUUUUAAAUAAAACAUACGCGCAACACGAAUGAAAUACUCUUUGCGAAUGGCGGCGUCUUUAGCAGGCAAGUCACGGGAGGGGAAAGGGGAGAGGGUGGACGAAGAGAUGUGAGCUCGGGUACGGAGAGACGUAAGCGCGGGGUCGGAGAAACGUAAGCGCGGGGACGAUGAGCCGUAAGCGCGGGAAUUCAAGUUCGGAGCCUGUUCCGAGGCGAGGCCAUUACGUUAUUAUUCCGAUUAGUGUGCGUUGCAGUAGGGAGUUUAAGGACGCGUUUGCAGUUUGAGCAAAAUUAAGCUGUUUUUCGGUACAUUUUGCGACUAAACCAAGCCAAAUCAAAUAUGACAAAUAACUCCUAGUUAUAGCUUGGGUCUUCAACUAUAAACGCGAGGAAGGUUUUUUUUGAAAAAAUAAAUUUUUGAUAUCAUAAAAAAGUUAUUUCGUAACCCCUUUCUACAAAAUUCAUGAUUCCGGGUCAAGUUUAGGUACAAUUUUCUACUAAGAAUAAAGUAAUUUAAUAUUGAUUUAUUUUUUGUAAAUAGGCAAACAUAGUCAAGAUUAAAUGUGAGGAAAAAAAAUACAGUAUUGUGCUAUGAAUAAGGUUAGAAAAAAUAAAAACAAAACCAAUUUUUUUCACAUAUUUUGCUACUAACGAUGAGUCUUAACAGCUUGAAAUAGGGGUUAUUUUAUUUGUAUUCCUUCCGACCCACGAUUGUGCGAAAGCCUCAUUCUGAGUCAGUCUGCGCUCGGCCGCCGUCGUGAGAGGACACUGUAUCGCUCGUUUCCAGCUGCUCGUGUUGAAAAAGAUCGCUGUAUAAAUACAAAAUAUUCGACUAACCAAAUUUGAUCCUUCUAAGGUAAGAUUAUUGAUUUUUAUCAUUACACCAAAAUAUUAUGCAAUAUUGUAAAUAUUUCACUAAAAAAUAACGUUUCAUCGCACGUGAUCAUGAAGUACUUUGGUGACUGCUAACGUGGAGUGACCUGAAGGUAUAUCCUCGGUGUCUGCUACUGGAACUCCGCGACGAAUAUAUCUAGGUGUACCGAGUUUGGGCUCGUUUUGUUAGCUAUGAUGAGACCUUACCACCGGACUUGAUGGAGUGACCUGAAGGUAUACCCUCGGUGUCUGCUACUGGAACUCCGCGACGAAUUGAGUCAGAUGUACCGAGUUUGGACUCGUUUUGUGUGUUAUGAAGAGACUUUACCACCGGACUUGAUGGAGUAACCUGAAGGUAUACCCUCGGUGUCUGCUACUGGAACUCCGCGACGAAUAGAUCUAGGUGUACCGAGUUUGGGCUCGUUUUGUUAGCUAUGAUGAGACCUUACCACCGGACUUGGUGAAGUGACCUGAAGGUAUACCCUCGGUGUCUGCUACUGGAACUCCGCGACGAAUAGAUCUAGGUGUACCGAGUUUGGGCUCGUUUUGUUAGCUAUGAUGAGACCUUACCACCGGACUUGAUGAAGUGACCUGAAGGUAUACCCUCGGUGUCUGCUACUGGAACUCCGUGACGAAUAGAUCUAGGUGUACCGAGUUUGGGCUCGUUUUGUUAGCUAUGAUGAGACCUUACCACCGGACUUGAUGAAGUGACCUGAAGGUAUACCCUCGGUGUCUGCUACUGGAACUCCGUGACGAAUAGAUCUAGGUGUACCGAGUUUGGGCUCGUUUUGUUAGCUAUGAUGAGACCUUACCACCGGACUUGAUGAAGUGACCUGAAGGUAUACCCUCGGUGUCUGCUACUGGAACUCCGAGACAAAUAGAUCUAGGUGUACCGAGUUUGGGCUCGUUUUGUUAGCUAUGAUGAGACCUUACCACCGGACUUGAUGGAGUGACCUGAAGGUAUACCCUCGGUGUCUGCUACUGGAACUCCGCGACGAAUAGAUCUAGGUGUACCGAGUUUGGGCUCGUUUUGUUAGCUAUGAUGAGACCUUACCACCGGACUAGAUGAAGUGACCUGAAGGUAUACCCUCGGUGUCUGCUACUGAAACUCUGCGACGAAUAGAGUUAGGUGUACCGAGUUUGGACUCGUUUUUUUAUUAUUAUUUUUUUUUUUUUUUAUAAUAAAAUGUUUGAGUACAUAAUAACUAUGAAUAUUCAAUUGUUGUUAUAGAUGCCGAGAAGUCGAACGUUUGGCAAAAGCUCUCGUAAACAAGUGCUUUCCAGAAAAAAUGCAUUGGAAAAUAUAAGACGGUAAUCAUUUGUUUAUGGAAUGCUCAUCAUAAUUGAGAACUGUCAAAUUAAUUCGUUUGUUUUCACAGACUUCGAGAAGUGAGUCGCAAUUCUAGUGACAUAAGUGAGGUGCAUUCAGAAGAAACAGAUUGUAGUACUUCCAAUAACAAUGACUUGGAGACAUCUUACACCGCUGUGGAUGAAGAAAAAGUAACCUAUCAGAUUUCAGGAAGAAGGCUUAUUGAAAUGGCUUAUUUUAUGGAGCAAUUACAAGGAAUCAGCAAUCAUAAGUCUAUGUUUAAUUGUAAUUUGAGUACAAUUGAACUAUUGAGUGAAAAAAGGUCUGGGCUUCACUCGACCUUUUCAAUUAAAUGCAAAAUGUGUGGUGCUGAAUUCACGUUAGAAUCAUCCAAAAAAACUGAAAAUAAAAUGGACGUGAAUGAAGAAAUUGUCGCUGGUAUAAUGACGAUUGGUGCUGGGGUUACACAGCUUAAUACUGUUUUGUGUCAUGUAAAUAUGCCACCAAUGUCAGUACGAUUGUACCAAGCUAAGCAUGACAUAAUAAGUCGGUGGUGGAAAAAGGCUGCGCAGCACUACAUGAUCGAGGCGGGUAAAGAGGAGAAAGACAAUGCUUUAGCUAUUGGAAGUGUAAAUACAGAUGGGUUAGCUAUGAUACCUGUAUCGGGUGAUGCAUGUUGGUCCAAGCGCUCUUAUGGAACCAAUUACAGUGCUUCCUCCGGUGUUGGUGCAAUCGUAGGCAUGCACUCAAAAAAAGUAUUAUAUUAUGGUGUCAAAAAUAAAUUCUGCAAUAUCUGUGCACGAGCAGAAAAUAAAGGGGCAUUACCUAGGAAACAUGCUUGUUUUAAAAAUUUUCAAGGUCCUUCUACCGCUAUAGAAGCAGUUGUAAUAACAGAGGGCUUCAAAAAGUCCAUUGGUAUGCAUGGACUUAUCUACCACCAGUUUAUAGCAGAUGGUGAUUCAAGCACUUAUGCUAGCAUUAGGAACGCAAGGCCUUAUGAUAACAUAACUGUGGGUAAAAUCGAAUGUAAAAAUCAUUUACUAAGAAAUUACUGCAAAGGCCUGCUAGCAAUUUGUAGUAAUACUUCUUUCCACAUAAGGGGCCGAAAGAUUCUGAAAGAAAAUUAUUUGCGUAUACGUUGGGGCAUUGAUAGUAGCGUCAAAUAUUGGUCCAAUAAAAACGUUGCUUUCGAAGAAAAGGCAAGAGGUAUCAAAAAUGAUAUAAUAAAUGGUCCCUAUCAUAUAUUUGGUGAUCACUCCAACUGCGCAACUUAUUUUUGUAGUGAUGACGUCAAAAAACGCAACGUGAAUAAUAUGGUGCCAGAACUGACAGCUUACGGGGUCUUUCAAAAAGUUGAAGAUUUGGCCCAACGUCUUUCACUGCAUUCCUGUAGUUUUGUUUACAAUGAAACAAAUAAUGCAGUGGAAAGUUUUAAUGCACGAGUUGCAAAAUUUAUAGGAGGCAAAAGAGUGAACUUUACCCAGCGGGGGUCCUAUCUUGCUCGUUGUGCUGCAGCCGUGGUGUCCUAUAACACGGGUGUCCUUCAGUCGGCAGUACACAAAUAUAUUUUUGGCACAGAUGCCAAUCCCGAAAUUGUUCGGCUAGAAAAAUUACGCCAAAAUUUAAAUCAAAAAAGGCACAACAGAAAAAUUAAAAAGAAAAAGAAUCCAAAGCCAUCUGCAUCUAAAGAUGCCUAUUAUGGUGAAAGUUGCCAAAAGGUGGACAUGAACGAGGAAGAAUUUGAAGAGGCCAAAAAUAAAUUUUUAAAUGCAUUAGAACUUUCGGAGACUGAAAAGGUAAAUUUAGAAAGGGACACAGUUUUGCAGAGUGGCAGUACAUUAUGGCUAGAAACUAGAAGGAAACUGCUGACAGCGUCGUGGUUCGCAGCAGUCUGUAAACGUCGCAUAACCACUGAGUGUGGACCACUAAUAAAACAAAUAUUGUAUCAGAAAGACUUAAGCAAUAUCCCGUCAAUAAAACAUGGCAGAAGCAAUGAAGCGACUGCCAUCCGCGAACUUGCAGCGAUCUUGAAUAUGCCCAUUGAAAAGUGCGGGUUGUUCAUAGACCGAGAAUUUCCCUUUCUUGGAGCAACCCCCGACGGAAAGUGUGAGAUUGGAAUAAUAGAAAUAAAAUGUCCAUCUUCGGCAUAUGGUUUGGAGCCAGACGAUGCCAUUAAACUCAAAAAAGUUGAUUUUUGGUUGCCUAGUGAUAAUUUAUUUACGGUAAACAAAAAACAUAAAUGGUAUUACCAAAUACAAGGACAGCUACGCAUUACUAGGCAAGACACUUGCGUGUUUGCUAUUUGGACGGGCCCUGGCAAAGUCAAAUAUGAGUACAUACAAAGAGAUGAACAAUUUUGGAAGGAAAAAAUGGAGAUAAAUUUAAUUAGUUUUUACCAAAAUUGUCUUCUUCCAGAAUUGAUUGACCCAAGAAUGUCACGGAAUAUGAAGCUGAGGGUACAUUCCUCGCACUUAAAAAAAAAUAUUCUAGGGCUGAAAAAUUUGUGAAUAAAUUAAAAUGAAUCCAAAA
Helicoverpa zea (corn earworm) is the source of this 4713-nucleotide messenger RNA. RefSeq lists its product as uncharacterized. NCBI's taxonomy places the organism in Eukaryota, Metazoa, Arthropoda, Insecta, Lepidoptera, Noctuidae. The coding region runs from base 2412 to 4691 and encodes 759 amino acids. The record is from RefSeq and is a predicted model, not a curated record. The transcript has 2 exons.